AUGGCAUUUUUUCAAUUAGUUCUCCAAGCGAGGAAUCUAGAGAAAGCUAGAUUGAGGUACGAAGAUGAGAAAUUGAGAUCGAUUGAGAUUUCCGAGGGUGUCAAGCCGCAUCUGACUUUGAAGCAGCGUCUCCGACGAAAGAGAUUAAAGUGUAUCGUGUUUCUAUUGCUACCGCAGUUCUUUUCUAAACGUGGCAGACAGGCCUUGAUAGCUUAUGCCUUUAUUCUAACACUUACCGGACCGUCAAAGAAUAUCUUGCAUAAUAUUAGUAUCCUUUCGGAGUCUUUAGCCUGUGGACAGGAACAAUUAAAGCAAGCCUUGAAGAAUGUAGUUGAUUUAAUAAAAGAACCCUUCUACGCUUUGAGAGACGCAAUAUCGAAAGUAAUAAAGACGAUAAAGGUGAUCAUGAAGAAAAUUAAGCGGACUCUCGUAGCUAUCAAACGACUCAUGCUAAGUAUACUAAGAGUGAUCACGUCGGUUUUCCAAUGGCUGGGCAGGGUUGUGAAUAUUUGCAACAAGAAGCUGGGUUCGCCGUACGACAGGUGUCGGACAGUCUUUGAAGGUGCGGUAGAUGACUGCAAGGCGAAGCUUGGUCCCCUUUUCAAAGGGAUUUGCAAUAUAACGUACGUCGUCCGUACUUUGUGCUAUACAGUGAAACCUCUAGACUUCAUCUGCAUACUCGUAUCUUAUGUCGCUGAUACUAUAGUUAACGAUGUACAGGAAAAGAUCAAAAGAUUCACUCGCCACAUAAAAGCGAUGUUCUACGUUAAAGUGAAAUUUUCGCAUUCUUUCCAUUUUGAGACGAAUCAAACUAAAACCAUCGAAGAUGUAUCAACUGAUAUAAUUACAGAGAUACAAGCAAAGACCAAUAAAUUUUUAGCUGUAUUUGAUUGGAUGAGUUUCGUGACCAUUUUCUUCAUUUUUUUCAUGCUGCUAAGGAUUUUGCAUUAUCGGCAUAAAUGGCUGACGAGCGAUCGGUUUGAUAAUCGCUACUUGACUGAUGAUCUGCGUACUAUCGAUCUAAUAAGAACACGUCAGGAUAAGGAAACCAUUUUGCCGUUAAACCGCCGCGAAAGAAAUCAAUACAUCCCACUGACGUCCGUCACUCUGAUCAAAGUAGAAAAAAUAAAGCUCGCGAAAUCUGUAGUUUUUUUGGGCUUAACGACGAUUAAAAUCUGCAUUCAUAUGAUGGCGGACUACAGUCUUUAUUGGGUUCUUAGCACUAUUAGAUAUAACGGACGGAUCGAAAUGAAGGUCCAACGACCCAAUUUCGUGGGCGUCCAUGUGUCUGGUGACGGCUAUCUCGCCGACCUUUAUCGAAGCAUCGUGAAAGCCUUCACGCCACACGCGAAGGAUGUAGAAAUCAAUAUGAUACCCUGCCUCCCAGAUCCCAUCCCUCCAGAUUUAGAUCGGUAUACGCAGAUUGUGACGUUGAUCGCCUUCUGCUGGAUUAUGGCGAUAUUUGAACCGUACGGAUUACGAUUGCGACAUAUCGUGAUGUGCAAAUAUCAUCCGGAAAGAGCAAAGCAAAGAGCUGCUUGGUUGUAUAAUCAUAUAAUUAGAUCGAGAGGAAGCUUUCUGAAAUUUGCACGACGCCAGUUGCGCCGCAAGUUCGGCAUGACUGAGGGAAUCGAGAGAGUCACGUUCAGAGAACGAUGUCUGGCUAUUUGCCCUUUCCUGAACAAAUUCUUCCCUCAAAAGCAGAACGUGUGUCUCCUGUGCGGUUCCGUGGAACGUUCCGAUCAGGAACCGCACAUUAAAUGUGUUACGCCAGGCUGCCUCGGUUUAUUCUGCAUCCAAUGUUUCGCAGACUUGCAGAAUCUCUGCACGAUUUGCCGAUCGCCUAUCGAGUACGGCGAUUUGUCGGAUAUUAGCGAGGAGCGAGAUUCGUCGGAUGAUCAAUUGAUUGCAAGAAAGGAACCUGUGCCAAUAAGUUAUGUCGAUGAAAGAAAAGAACCAAUUGUAGAAGAAAAACCAAAAGAAGAAGUAGAAAUAAAAAAAGAAAUAGAAGAAGAAAUAUCGGAAAAAAGGGUACCAGAAGAAAUAAUACCGGAAGAAGAAGUGCCAGAGGAAAAAGUGCCAGAGGAAAAAGUGCCAGAGGAAAAAGUGCCAGAGGAAAAAAUACCGGAAAAAAGAAUAUCUGAAGAAAUGAAAGAAGAAAGAAUAGUUGUUGAAAAGAAGAAUGUAGCAGUCCAAACAGACGAUGAUACUAGUGGAAGUAGUUCUGAGUCGGUCUAUAGUUAUACUUAUCAAGAAGGAUCACGAGAGAUCGAAGUCGAGCAUCGGAGAAUGCCAUUCAAAGACAUUGAAGCGCAGAAAAUAAGAGAAGACGUUACGAUUCAAAUUUUUAACGAGCCAUUGGCGAAGGAAGUUACUUCGAGCAGCGAGGAUCCAACAUCCUGUUUCGUGGUGAGAGCUCGUAGGAGGCUUCGUACCAGGUUGAAAAGGAAAUCCUGCUCUUCCCCGCGUAAGAAUGAUUCCAGUUCGUCUACGUCAAUAGCGGACACCGAGUCUUGCACUACACAAGAGCUAGAUGAGGAAGAGGUAAUUCACAUUGAGAUAGACGACAGCUCAAAGGAAUUACUCUUAAAAGACGAUACUGCCAAAGCAAGAAAACGAAGUAGUCGCGUAAGAAGAAUCCUUGCUGCACUCACAAAAAUUUCUUGGCUCGGUAAAAGAACGACGACCGAUAGCGAUGGCGAAUGGCGAAUGAGAAAACCGUCUCUCCUAGAUAGAAUAGUACGGAUGCUUUCUGGAAAUCAAUCUACCUCGCCCGUACAAACGUAUCGACGAAUUCGCACUACGAAAAAAGAUGCGAAGCAUAAGAGCUCUUCUUCCGUUUCCUCGUCUUCCACCGAUGAAGAGAACGAACAGCACGCGCUCUUAAAGGCGCAUGAUCGGCAAGUAAAUUGUUUGCAAAUCAUUUCAGAUCAUGACGAUUCCGAGGAUAACAUUUACAGCAGAAAUUAUGAUUCGCAUCGUGCACGACGCGGAACGAUCUGUCGCCAACCAGAUUCUCACGUGAGAGCUGACGAUGUAAAACUGAGACAUCCUCACGAGAAGAAAUUUACGAUGAAAAAGUUACCAAGAUAUCUUCAGCCAAUUUCGAAGGAUACGACGUACUUCGAAGUGAACGAGAUUAUAGAUUCGAAACGAAGAUGUGUUCUCCCGACAGUAUGCGUUAAUAUUUUAUCAGAUACCAGAAUAUUCGACAAUCAAAAAACAGACAAAUCAAACGUCACUAAUGAUGAUUACAUUCAAAUUCCUUGUUCAUGUAUGUCGCAAACAUCUUGCGAUGAUAUCAAAGAUAGCAUAAGUCAAUCGGACGUGAGUAUUACAGAACAAACUAAUGAAAUGUCUAAAACAGACACAAUGACGGAAACGGAAUUGUUGACUACUGAUUGGGAAAGAUUAGAUCGAAAAAAAAAAGCAGAAGAAAUUGUCACUACGGAAGAAACAUCGAUAGAUAGUGAAAUAGAACAACAAAGAGCUCUAAUCGAAAAUAAUCGAAAGGGAUCGUUAGCGAAAAAUAGCAAAACAAUUGCGGAGUUAAAUAAUUUUGCAGAAGAAAUAGGUGUGAGAAAAUACUUUGCCAAAAAGAAACAAACUGAAGAAUUAUCUGACGAAAAAAAAGCCAGAAAAGAAAUAAUAGCAUCACCUUCGGAAAUAAAUGAAAAAGCUCGAUUGUACGAUCCGUUGGCUAGUUCGGAGUUGUACAGCGUCACGUGCCAAGUAAAAAGACGCGAAAAACCUACUAUGGAAAAAUUAACGAAGCAAUCGGGAACGGCAGAAAUACGUAUUGACGAUAGAAAGUCGGGGGAAUUUGAAGAAGAUAUUGAAAUGGAACAAAAAAAUGUUCAGAUUUCUGCACAUGAAACUAAAAAAUCUAUUGGAAAAAGUAUUCAAACAGAUCUGCGAAAAUCUGAAAAAUACAAAAGGUGUGAUAAGAUGUUGCAUAUCGACACGCAAUUUUCCAGAGCAGCUGACUUGGAAAAGAAAAAGAAAAAAGAAAACAGAAAACAUGAAAAAUGGAUCGAUAAAUAUAAAUAUAAACAGAGAGAACCUGAUAGUAGUUCACCACGAAAAAAACAAAAAUAUUGUAAUAAGCCAACACUGAUUAAAGAAAAAUUUUAUGAUAGAAGAAAGCAAAAAAUGAUUUGUAGUCGCGAUAUGCAAAUUCAUGGACAUCCCAGUCGCACAGAAUGGUGUCCUGACAAUAUUCGAAGACGGAGAAGAGUCGUUCCUCCGUUAAGAUCAGUAGCUGAAUUAAGAGAAGAUCGUCAAACUCGGUGUAAUCUUCGCGACAGGGAAGAUACUCAAAGCACGAAAGAUGAUGCCUGCGAUCUGAAGUCUGCAAACAAGUCAGAAGUCUGCUCUUGUCAUGUUCAGCCACAAUUUACAGCAUCUGAACAAAUAGUUUGCUAUCAAGAUUAUCAACGGAAAUUUUUGAGUUCAAAAAAAUAUAAUAAUGAUUCAUCAGAAAAGAAAUCACAGCAUAUAAAAAAGAAGUACGAUGUUAAUGUACGUAAAACCAGAUUAGAAGUACCUAUGUUGAAGAAAUAUCUACCCGCAUAUCAAACGCCAGGUUUAAUAGAAGAGCUGAAAGAACACGAUAGAAUGAGAUUAAUUCAAGAACGAGAAGCUAGAAGAUGGACGGCUUUGAGCGCUCUUCGAAAUACAAGGGAUUCUCUCUCAAGUACAAAAUCGAAGGAGUGGGCAUGCGGUACUUCUGUAAUAUGCGAUGCUCGUGAAAGCGUUAGCAGAUUAACUUCGGUCUCUACAAGAUUGAUCGAGGGGAAUACCCUUCCAUAUCAAGAAACGCAAACUUUCAAAGACAUGGUGCGAGAGUUUCGGAAGAAAGUGAUGAAAGCCGACAAGCCUCUAAUAUCUUUAUCUCAGCGUGCAGACAAAUGUAAAGAUCUGAAACAAUUAUUUCCUCCCAAAAAUGAUCAUGUAGGAAUUACGACAAAGUUUGAGAAAGUAAACAAGUUUAAGGAUCAAUACGUCGAUCUUCGCCGAUCAGCCGAAAGUAGGAAGGAAAGAAACUCUGGAAGCUUUAACGACGUGGACGAAGAGAAGGGAGAGAAUAUCAUGAAAGAACAAGAGCCGGAAAAUAAGGCGGAAAAUGAUAACAGAAUGCCGGAGGCGAAUUGCGCUUUGGAAACGUGCGGAGAGAAAAGGAUCAAGCAAGAGAUUUGCAUGGAUAUAUUGGCGGAAAAGAAGCGCGAUGAAGGUAUGAGUCCAACAAGGCUCAGUGAGAUAAUUAACAAAGAAAUAAAUGAUUCCCUUAAACGGAUCAAUAACUCUAUUAAAGAUGCUAUGAAAACUCUCGUGAAAAGUUCAAUGGAAGAGAAACAGUUGAUUUUGCCAUGUUCAAAGGAACCUAAAGGAAUAUCCGAUACAAGUCGAUUCCGCGCACUAGAAGAACGUUGCAAGGAAUCACUCAACGUUUGCACCAAUCGACAAACUACAUGCCAUGUUUCACGGCAGAAUGAUAAAUUAUCCACACAUAACAGUUCGUAUCUGUGCAAAAAAAUGCAUGAGAACGCAAUACCAUUACCAGUACAAAAUAAAAUUAACAGUGAAAGAAAGAGUAAAAAGCAUUCGAAAUCAGCGAAUAAUGUGAACACCGAUAAUCACAGAAUGACCGGGAAUGUCAAUAUCUAUAUUUGCUCGGAGACUAAUGACAGUAACCAGUGCAGCAGUUGCCUAAUUUUAUUCAUGAGAAGAGUGACGAUAAUAUCAUUUGCGAUAACGGAACAUUACAUCAACGAUGAGAACGUUCGAUGUAAGAACGCUAUCUCAUCGACCAAAGACGAUUACUACUGCAAAGAUACGAAUAAUAUAGAUCUUCAACAGGAUUCGUCGUACUUAACGCUUCCAUGUUCGAGUUUCAGUGCGUAUAACAAUAUUAAACAUUCAGAGUCUUGGAUGGCCACGUAUCCUUCAGAACCAAAAACCAGGCUAAACGACAAUAAUGUCUGUCUGUCAAGAGCGAUUUGUACCGAUGUAAAACAAAGGGAUUAUCGCAAAAAUAAUGUUCACGGAAACGAUAGCGAAUGCACCAUAUGUCACGCGGUCGAUGGUAGCAGGUGGUUACCGAAAUCGAUCUACACGGAGUGCGCGUUCGACGAGGAACCUAGAGAAUAUUUCGCCGACAAUAGUUGUAAAUAUCGAAAUAAAAUAUUCCAGGAUUCAUCAAUAAAUUGCAAUGAUAUAUGGAAGAGACAGACAGGAUGUAAAUGUUUGCAACAAUCUCUCGGAAGUUGCCAAAGAGAAGUAAUAGCUCGACAAUGGUCCACAUGUAGUUGUAUUACGGAGGAGGAUGAAGAUUAUUGCAAGAACGUUGAGAAAGAGCUCCCUCAAAAUGUGUGCAAUGUCGUAGAGAGUCUAGAAAAAAUAUCCAUUUGUCCAACACCUAGAAAAUUAGUCAAAAGUGUAACUGUAUGCGAGACGUCAUCUGACGAUGGGAAAUGUUUUGAAAAAUCACGAAAAUAUAAGAAGAAAGAGGAAUAUUUGAAAGACAUUAGUGUGUGUGAAACAAGAUUUGGAAAUUCGGUCGAACCUCCGAAAGUAACAAGAGUCUGUCAGGAAUUUGUUACUGAAGAGCAUCCAGAAGAUAUCACAGUUUGCAAGACAUUUGGAGAAUCGAACGGAUUCCCGGAAGAAGCAAUAGUUUACAAGACGGAGCAUUCUGACUCCAAAGAUACUCCAAAGGAAACAAUUUGUAAGGAGAUUCUCGAUUCAAACUUUACCAACCAAGACGAUGUUAACAGAGCAUCCCUAAACGAUGUAAAGGAUAAACUUGUGGAAGAAAGUACAACUAGCUCGAACUUAAAUAGUAUGGAAAAGAAUGCUGGCAAUAAAAAGAUGGUAAAACCAAAUAAUAAGCAUGAUGUUGCCCUUAAUAGUUUUACAGGACAACAAUUUACUAAUGUAGAGCAAGAUGAACAAAUAAACAAAAUGAUGAAUAAUGGAUUGAAAAAUGUACCUCAUACUCCCAUUGAAUCAAUUAAAGACUCUAAACCAUUGUCAAAAAAUGUUUAUUCUACAUUACCACACGCACAGUUUUAUAAUCGCUCGAAUCUUGUAUCUAAUUCCAGUGUAAAGAAAACAUCGAAAUCUCAUAUUAAUCAGCGAAGAAUGCAAUCGCUUAAUCGAUCAAUGAGGAAUCACUUUCAACAAUCGAAUAAUCCUCCGCAAAAUUUGAUAUCAAAUAAAAAUAAUCAACAGGAAGAAAAAACAUUAGAAAACUUUCAAAAAAAAGAAGAGAAGCAAGAUAUUUCAAAAGAAAUGAAAAUGAUUGAGGACAAACAGAGAGAAUCAUCUUUACGACGAUUUAAAAAAUUGAUCGAUGUAAUUAGACGUGGUAAGACAUUUAUUACAGACAGAAUAGAAAUAGGUAAAAUUGAAGCAAAGGAAACAAUUGCUGAUAGUAAAAGAGAUGUUGAACAAGUAGAAAUUGCUUCAGAAAUUGAGGAUAAACUCAAUGAUACAAAAGAUCAGCGAGAGAUUAUUAAAAAAGUGUCUACAUCAAUGAAACCACUACAAACAGAGAUUACAGAUAAAGAAAAGAAGAUGGAUAUUCAAAGAACAGACCAGCCAAAAUUAUUACGUGUCAUCACAGCGAAGAGAUCGCAUGUUUCAUCAAUUGUAGUGACAAUUGAUUCUAAACUCCAACACCCUGAAGUAUUAUCUGUUCCUACUGAAAAAAUUACAACUCAUGUUGUCAACCAGGAGAAACCCUCAGAAGAAAAAGUAACUUUGCAGGAACAUAGUCCUGUGGAAGUUACGAAAGAAAUAAAAGCGGAUGUUGUAAUUAUGCCCGAAAUGAAUCUUGCCACUGUCGAAGAUGCUUCAAAAGAUGUUGCUGAUGAAAAUACAGUUUCCCAAAAUAUUCUGAAUGAUACACCAGAAGAAAAAUUACAAAAUAUUCUUAUUCUUUGUAAAUGCAGUCUACCUUCUGAUUCGAAUGAUUGUUUGUGUUCGAUUGCCAAGUAUAUAAAAGUACUUUGUCCGCAGAAGGAGGAGGAACCGCAAAAAUCUGUCCUUUGUGUGAGUUACAAGAGAGGUGCAGUAACUGCGGUAAACUAA
Molecule: messenger RNA, 8094 nt
Organism: Atta colombica
Lineage: Eukaryota; Metazoa; Arthropoda; Insecta; Hymenoptera; Formicidae
Cellular component (GO): membrane
Source: RefSeq, a predicted model, not a curated record